Messenger RNA from Paraglomus occultum, 782 nucleotides. Lineage: Eukaryota; Fungi; Glomeromycota; Glomeromycetes; Paraglomerales; Paraglomeraceae. The record is from the annotation of a GenBank genome assembly.
AUAAUGAAAACAAGUUCUUAUCACAGCGGAGUUUUCCAAAGAUGGCUAUGAUAACGCCAAGAUUCGAGGUAAAUGACAACGGUGACAUUAGCGAAUUAGUGUUGUCUGCGAAAGGUGUUGAGAAGGAAUUAAGACUUCCACUGGACGUAAAAACUUCUCUUGAAUCCAACGAUAAAUUGGAAGUUAAAAUAUGGAAUGAUGUAGUUCCUGUCUAUGAUUGUGGGAAGGAAGCAUCGACGUGGAUAAGUUCAUUCCUGGGUACUUCUGCAACGUUAGUCGUUAAACCGGAUGAACAUGUAAGAUCUAUUACAAAGAAUCUUCCAUCCCCUAACGAACUUGCAUACCGACCGCAGGUUGCGUUUGCAGAUUCCUUCCCCUUCCUUCUCAUUUCAGAGGAGUCGUUGACAGAUCUUAAUAGUCGGCUAGAUUCACCGGUGAAUAUGCGUAACUUUAGGCCAAAUAUAGUAGUGAAAGGAUGUAAUGCUCCCUACGAAGAGGAUACAUGGAAGGAAAUAGUAAUUGGAGAGGAUAGAGAAAAUAUUUUCUACGUUACGUGUAGAUCCACUAGAUGCACUGUGCCCAAUGUGAAUCCAGAUACUGGUGAAAGAAAGAGUAACCAGCCAUUGAAGACGCUAAUGUCUUAUCGUAGGGUGGACAAAGGCGCGAUUUACAAAGCUUGCUUUGGAAUGAACGUUCUCCACUCGAAACCUGGCACUUUGAUAAGUAUUGGUGAUCAGAUUGAGAUAAUUUCGACUGGAGAACAUAUGCGUGAACCAGGCUAG